Molecule: messenger RNA, 1755 nt
Organism: Coffea arabica (coffee)
Lineage: Eukaryota; Viridiplantae; Streptophyta; Magnoliopsida; Gentianales; Rubiaceae
Source: RefSeq, a predicted model, not a curated record
UACCUUAUUCCUCUUGAUUAGGACUAUUUACUUCUUUAGAAAUGGGGUCUUCUUCAAAUAAAAAUCCAACAAAACAAAUAAGUCGAUUAGAUUAUGAAUUUGGUGAUUAAUUUACGGUAAUAUGAGGAAAAUAAGAUAUUACUAGUAAAUUGAAAAUUGAAGUACCUAAAGCUUGUCUUGUAUAGUUAUGACAGUCCAUGGCAACGACAUGUACUAUAUUGCCUCUUGUUGAUUACUUCUGUGAAGAGGGGCCUUAAACUUGUGCUUCAGUUUUGAUUUCUCUAGCCUGUUUUGAUCAAAAACUCGUGCAUCAAAUCAAUGGUGUACAGCAGUUUUUCUUCUAAACUUUAAGGGUCUAAGGAUAGUUCUUCGAAAAAUAAAGGGGUGCAGUUUAAAUUAACCAAUUCUUUGCCACCUUAAAAUUACAAGAAGGAAAUUGCAGUAAGCCCAUCUUAAAAUUCCCAACAGGAAUUGGACUUUGAGCCUUUGACAGAAUCGGGGACAGAGAUGGAAACAGGAAAGGUGGUAGUGGAGAGGGUAGGUGGAAAGUCAGCUGCUAUUCACUGCUACUCAAAGUAUCCUCUUAAAUUCAUCAUCCCCAAUAAGGUGGGUCCUUCUCAAAUUGAUGCUGUUUGGAUUUACACUAUCACUUAUGGUGGUGGAAUUGUGUCGGUAUGCACACUUUCCAUUUCCCUGCAUAAAGAGAUGUUUGGUGAUGGGUGCACCACAGUGUUAACCACUCAAGCUUCAACAAAGGUCUACAAAUCUGUGGAAUCAAAGUGCUCUGAACAAGUUCUGGAGGCAAGAAUUGGAAGUGAUGCACUUUUGGCUGUGAUUCCAGAUCCAGUUACAUGUUUUUCAACUGCAAAGUAUUCUCAAACUCAAGUAUUCAAAGUCUUUCCCAGCUCCAGCUUGCUCAUUGUUGAUUGGAUAACUAGUGGCCGUUAUGGAAGAGGUGAAAAGUGGGACUUUGAACUUUACAAGAGCACUAACAACAUUUUUCUAGAUGCUGAUGAGCCUUUGUUUCUUGACACGAUAUUGCUAGAGCAGGGAAGGUAUAGCAGUAUUGCUGAACGGAUGCAAGAUUAUCAAGUGAUUGCAAUGGUUAUACUUUUGGGGCCAAAGCUGAAGUUCAUUCAAGACCAAAUUCAGGAAAAUGUGAAAAACUUGAUGUCUCAGCAAUUACGUAUUCCUUCAGGUAGCUCUGGACGAUAUGGAGAUAUCGAUGACAAUCCUUUCUUGACCAGACCGAGCUUUUUGGCCUCCUGCAGCGUCUUGGGUCAAAAGGGAAGAGGUGUUGUGGUUCGAAUUGCUGCAAUGACGACUGAGUCAGUCUACAGUUUUCUUCAAUGUCAGUUGUCUGGCCUGGACUCACUGCUUGGUGUGGCGCCAUAUCGAUGAUUGUGGAGGGCCUUUUUGUGGCUUAGGGAACAUCAUAAAGUCAUCCAAGAUACUGAAAGAGGCUAAUUGCUCUGUUUGUAUUUUUUCCUUCUAAAGAAGAUUCUCUUAAUUAAGUGGUAAUAUAAUCUAUGAUAUUGUAUCUGGCACAUUUUCAACUUCUGUUAUAGUGCCUAAUCCUGGUUGCAAAAUUUGUAGUGGGGAUAAUUUUAUAAACCUCCCUUUAGGUUUCUAACAAUUUUGCAUAGCGCCCUUAGGUUUUGAGUGUUGUAAUAAUGUAAACCCCUAUCACAAUAAGUGAUAUUAAAAGGUUGUGGGAAAUGUAGGCAAGUUAUAUCAAAGCCAAGUAUUCAUAGC